AUGUCAAAGAGAAAAUACGAAUACGGUGCUUCAAAAAGGAAACGAAAAAUGCAAGAAGAAGCUUUUAUAGAUAAACAAAAAGGGUCGUUUUUAAAAUAUUUAACUACAAACAAAAACAUUGAUAAUGAACAACAACAAACUAAUGUUGAUAAUGAACAAGAACAAGCUAAUGUUAAUAAUAAUGAUCAUGAACCAACUAAUAUUGAAAAUGAUAAUGAACCAACUAAUACUGAAAAUGGUAAUGAACAAACUAUUAGUCAAAAUAAUAACGAACAAACUAAUAUUGAAUUUGAUAACGAACAAACUAAUAGUGAAAAUGAUAAGGAACAAAGUAAUAUUGAAAUUGAUAACGAACAAACUAAUAGUGAAGAUGAUAACACACCUUUAAACAUAUAUGAUCCAAGUAGAUGGAAUAAUAUUAGUACUAACUUAAGAGAUUUAAUAGUAGAAAAGGGUCCUAUUAAGAUUUAUGAUUUUAAAUUUCCAAAAGAUCAACAUUCAAGAAGCUUUAGUACAUCUCUUUAUAUGCAAAAAAUACCAAAUGGAGAAAAAUACGAACAAACAUGGUUGGUUUAUUCUAUAGAUGUAGAUAGAGUUUUUUGUUUUUGUUGUAAAUUCUUUAAUGUGAAUACAUCUAUAUGUUCGUUAGCACAUAAAGGAAAUAAUGAUUGGAAUAAUAUUUCUAGUAUAUUAAAAAGACAUGAAGCAAGUAAUGGACACAUUCUUAAUAUGAGGUCAUGA
Messenger RNA from Lactuca sativa (garden lettuce), 741 nucleotides. Lineage: Eukaryota; Viridiplantae; Streptophyta; Magnoliopsida; Asterales; Asteraceae. The record is from RefSeq and is a predicted model, not a curated record.